Acanthisitta chloris (rifleman) is the source of this 869-nucleotide messenger RNA. RefSeq names its product golgi-associated PDZ and coiled-coil motif-containing protein-like. The transcript is spliced from 4 exons. Gene Ontology annotation, cellular component: Golgi apparatus; trans-Golgi network transport vesicle; membrane. The annotation marks the transcript as partial. Gene Ontology annotation, biological process: negative regulation of protein localization to cell surface. Lineage: Eukaryota; Metazoa; Chordata; Aves; Passeriformes; Acanthisittidae. The record is from RefSeq and is a predicted model, not a curated record. Gene Ontology annotation, molecular function: transmembrane transporter binding.
GAUCCUGAUGCCUUAAAGAAGAGUCAAGGUGUUGGUCCAAUCAGAAAAGUUUUGCUAGUUAAAGAAGACCAUGAAGGACUAGGAAUUUCAAUCACAGGUGGGAAGGAGCAUGGUGUCCCAAUCCUGAUCUCUGAAAUCCAUCCUGGGCAGCCUGCUGACCGAUGUGGAGGAUUGCAUGUUGGUGAUGCUAUUCUGGCAGUAAACGGAGUCAAUCUAAGAGAUGCCAAACAUAAAGAAGCUGUAACUAUCCUCUCCCAACAGAGGGGUGAAAUUGAAUUUGAAGUGGUGUAUGUUGCUCCAGAAGUUGAUUCGGAUGAUGAAAAUGUAGAAUAUGAGGAUGAGAGUGGACACCGUUAUCGUUUGUAUCUUGAUGAAUUGGAAGAAGGUGCAAAUUCGAGCUCUAAUAGGAAAGAUGCAAAUGUGGAUGUGAAACCCUCACAAGUGUUUGAUAAGAAGCCAAGUAUCGAUGGACAUGAAAAUGGAGACCUGGGGAAUUCAGUGGAAGCUUCGUUAGAAGACACUGCACCCAAAUUAGCCCGUUCUGCUGAGUCUUUAUCCUAAGAACAAGCAAAAUCACCGGGACAGAUCCCAUCUUUGGGAACAACUGAUAAUCAAUAUUGACUGCUCAAAGUUGCAUAUACUAGUGUAGGUUGUAAAAGGAAGAUUAAAUGUCAAAAGGAACUGUAUUACUGUUGCCUGAAAAAAGGGCGGUUACCUCAGGGCUUCAUUGUGAGCAAUUCUAAAUGUGGAAAACUGUCUUUUGCGUGCCACACAGUAGUUAUCUAACACAGCAUGUGAAAUUAAUUUCUUUUAAUAAUAGAAGAACAAUCCCACUAAAGCGUGGGAUUUCUAGGAAGGAUAACCUCAAU